Oryza brachyantha (malo sina) is the source of this 1363-nucleotide messenger RNA. RefSeq names its product GDSL esterase/lipase At1g28590-like. The transcript has 5 exons. The record is from RefSeq and is a predicted model, not a curated record. NCBI's taxonomy places the organism in Eukaryota, Viridiplantae, Streptophyta, Magnoliopsida, Poales, Poaceae. Bases 1 to 1227 code for a protein of 408 amino acids. Gene Ontology annotation, molecular function: hydrolase activity, acting on ester bonds.
AUGGCGCUGCUGCAACGCCUGCUCGCCGUGCUCCUCCGCGUGCUUGUUGCCGGAGAGCAUGCCGCCGCCGCCGCCUCCAUGUCGCCGGAGAACGCCGGCGGCGGCGGCGGCGAGGCGCGGUACGCCCGCGUCUUCUGCUUCGGCAACUCGCUGACUGACACCGGCAACAACGCCAUCCUCCCGGCCACCGCCGGCGGGCCCUCCAGCAGCCCGCCGUACGGGAUGACCUACUUCCACCGCCCCACCGGCCGCUCCUCCGACGGCCGCCUCGUCGUCGACUUCCUCGUGGAGGCUCUGAGGGUGCCGCAGCCGACGCCGUACCUCGCCGCCGGCAAGACGGCGGCAGACUUCUUGCCCGGGACGAACUUCGCGGUGGGCGGCGCGACGGCGCUCGAGCCGGAGCUGCUCAGGAGCAGGGGCAUCGUGUCGGUGGUGCCGGUGUCUAUGAGCAACCAGACGUUCUGGUUCGAGGAUGCCCUGCAGCUGCUUGCCACCACCUCCCACAAUGGACGGCGAAGGAUCUUGGAGACGUCGCUCUUCUUCUUCGGAGAGAUCGGAGUCAACGACUACUUCCUCGCCUUAGCGAGCAACCACACCGUCGAGCAGGCGGCGACCUUGGUGCCGGACGUCGUCGGCGCCAUCCGUUCGGCCGUGAUCGCCACCAUCGCCGCCGGAGCAAGAACGGUGGUGGUCACCGGGAUGAUACCGCUGGGCUGCGAGCCGCAGCUGCUCGCGCUGUUCCCGGGAGACGCCGCCGCCGGCGACUACGACCCGGAGACCGGCUGCGACGCCCGGUUCAACCACCUCGCCGAGCUGCACAACCGCGCGCUGAUCCGCAUGCUCCGGCAGCUCCGGCGCGCGUUCCCCGCCGUCGCCGUCCACUACGCCGACUACUACCGCCCCGUAACCGCCAUCGUCGCCUCUCCCGCCAAACACGGUUUCGGCGAGAGGCCGCUGGUGGCGUGCUGCGGCGGCGGCGGCAACGCGUACAACUUCGACUUCGCGGCGUUCUGCGGCUCGCCGGCGUCGACGGUGUGCGGCGACCCGUCCGAGUACGUGUCCUGGGACGGGAUCCAUUACACGGAGGCGGCGAACAGGUUCGUGGCUCGCGCCAUGCUGAGGGGAGCUUCGCUGCCGCCCCUGUCGUCCAUGGCGCUGUCGCGUUCAGGCGAGAAUGCGAUCGCCGGACCCGGCGACGUGACAGAAACCAGGGAGGCUGUGCAGUGAACUGUUUGGGUGACAAGCACGUGCGCAGCCCGGCCGGCUCUCACCUAAUCCAUACUUUGGUAAUAAGAUAAGUAAAUUUCGUGGAAAAAUUUAUAGCACUAUGUACUGCUCUAUUCGUACCGUAAAACGUUUUAGU